AGAACAGCUGGGGGGAGGUUACAGGAACGCGACCUCUUCUAGAACCGGGCCCAGCCCGCAGUACGGGGGGGCUGCACCCCUACAGCACACGUCCCCGCCCUGCCCCCGCCGGAAGUUGUCACCCGCACGGCAUGUCCUCUGUGUGGAGACGUUUGGCUGCCCUCCCCUCCCGGGCCGCCGUGCACAGUGGAUGCCGCUCAGCUGGCGUUCAUAGGGUAUCGGAAAGAAAUGCCGAUGUCAGCGUUCCCUCUGGAGCAAGAAGAAAUUGCGGUGUAUGGCGGCAGUACAGUACCUCACAUACUGUGGAUCCCAUGGAGAUGAAGAAAUUCCAAGCAUGGUCAGCGAAAUGGUGGGAUGAAGAAGGAGUAUAUUGUGCACUCCAUGCCAUGAACGAUAUACGUGUGCCAUUUCUAAGAGACAUUCUAAUGAGCAAGAACCAUAAUCAUGAUGUUGGGAGCCCUCUGUCUGGCAUCAAACUUCUCGAUGUUGGUUGUGGUGGAGGACUGUUGUCUGAGCCUCUGGGCAGACUUGGUGCCGCUGUCACUGGUAUAGAUCCUUUAGAAGAUAACAUUAGAACUGCAGAACUGCAUAAGUCAUUCGAUCCUGUUCUAGACAAGUGUGUCCAGUACAGAAACUGUUCCCUAGAAGAUAUUGUGGAGCACAGCAUGGACAGCUUUGAUGCAGUUGUGGCCUCAGAAGUUGUAGAACAUGUGAACGACGUAGAGGCUUUUAUCCAAAGCUGCUUUCAAGUACUAAAGCCAGGUGGUUCACUUUUUAUCACUACGAUCAACAAAACAAAGCUCUCCUACGUUCUUGGAAUACUGCUGGCUGAGAAGGUGAUGUCUCUUGUACCAGAAGGCACUCAUGACUGGGACAAGUUCAUCUCGCCCGUAGAGUUGGAGAGACUACUUGAAUCCAAUGGAUUUGUGGUGGAUAUGCUGAGAGGCAUGCUGUACAACCCACUAAUGGGUUCUUGGCGGUGGUUUGAUGACACAAGCAUUAACUAUGCUAUUCACGCAGUGAAGAUGGUCGCACAAGAGCAGUCCGCAGACAUGGAGUUUGAGAAGGAACAAGACCACCCCAAGGCAGCAGGAGUCUCCGUGUAACUAGGGCGUAGUCAGUGACUUCUGUCACAAAAGCAAAUGGACAGUAUAUUCGUGUUUCCCUAUAAGGCUUGUGAUGUUACUAUCCUGAUCAUGAAAAGGAUACAAUCCCGAAUACCUUGAC
This is a messenger RNA of Bufo bufo (common toad), 1227 nucleotides long. RefSeq names its product coenzyme Q3, methyltransferase (gene COQ3). Gene Ontology annotation, molecular function: 2-methoxy-6-polyprenyl-1,4-benzoquinol methyltransferase activity. The transcript has 7 exons. Gene Ontology annotation, biological process: ubiquinone biosynthetic process. NCBI's taxonomy places the organism in Eukaryota, Metazoa, Chordata, Amphibia, Anura, Bufonidae. The coding region runs from base 132 to 1106 and encodes 324 amino acids. The record is from RefSeq and is a predicted model, not a curated record.